Messenger RNA from Tupaia belangeri chinensis (Chinese tree shrew), 1238 nucleotides. It is a transcript of the gene TMEM74, whose product is annotated as transmembrane protein 74. Lineage: Eukaryota; Metazoa; Chordata; Mammalia; Scandentia; Tupaiidae. The record is from RefSeq and is a predicted model, not a curated record. Bases 36 to 953 code for a protein of 305 amino acids. The transcript has a single exon.
UCCAGAAGCUACUGGGGGAUGUCUGACUAGCUCCCAUGGAGCUCCACUACUUUACUAAGAAGAGCAGCCAGGCAGACCUGUGUGAUGCCAUGCACUGGGGCUCAGGAGGGCCUCCUGGUGACCAGGCAGAUGCAGCAGCUGCCAGGGCUGCUCUCUGCUGUCAGAGACAUUGUACAACCUGCCCAAGAGCAGCCGAGAUGGAAGGGGCCAAACUUAGUCCUUCUCUAGCUUCCCCAUCUUCCUCUCUGCAAGACAGGGCUAUUCAGUCAGUCCCUUUCUCACCAGGACUUCUUGACUCAAGAAACAGUGAAGUGACAUUGGAACGAAAAGUCUGCAACUGCUGCAGCCAGGAAUUAGAAACUUCUUUCACCUACGUGGAUGAGAAUGUCAACCUGGAACAGCGGAACCGGAGCUCCCCUUCAGCCAAAGGGAGUCAUCACCCUGGGAACCUAGGCUGGGGAAACCCAAACGAGUGGUCCCAUGAAGCUGCCAUAUCCUUGAUAUCUGAAGAUGAAGAUGAUGCAAGUUCAGAGGCCACAUCUUCUGGGAAGUCAGUGGACUAUGGUUUCAUCAGUGCCAUCUCAUUCCUGGUCACGGGCAUCUUGCUGGUGAUCAUUUCGUAUGUUGUCCCACGGGAAGUGACUGUGGAUCCCAACACUGUGGCUGCCCGGGAGAUGGAACGCCUCGAGAGGGAGAGUGCCAGGCUGGGAGCCCACCUGGACCGCUGCGUGAUUGCUGGGCUCUGCCUCCUCACCCUCGGGGGGGUCGUUCUGUCCUGCUUGCUGAUGAUGUCUAUGUGGAAGGGUGAGCUCUAUCGCCGACACAGAUUUGCCUCUUCUACAGAGUCUGCAAAACUUUAUGGCUCUUUCAACUUUAGGAUGAAAACCAGUAGUAAUGAAAACACCCUGGAACUGUCCUUGGUAGAGGAAGAUGCUCUUACUCUACAGAGCUAAUUUCUGGUUGUGAAAUUCUUGAGAAUCUGCCUUGGCAUUUUAUAUGAAAAGGUUUUUUUCCCCCUUAAUAUGAACAGUGCAGUUUAUUUGCCUGGCAAGAAAAGUCUCUUUCACAAACCAACAGCUAGUGAGUGUUUUCAUUUUCCAUUGUCUUCUAUUUAAAAGAACAGCCGUGGAAGAACCAUAAGAAACCACAAAGAGGCACACCUGUUCUUCAGAAGAGUGGAAGCCUAAAUAACCAAAAUAACCAUGAGCUUGUACUUCUGUAGCCAAAUGUUUCUAAUG